CUAGCGUCCUUGGAAACCUCCGGUCAGGCGGCCCUACGUCACUGGAUGGCAGGAAUAAAAUGCCCCGAUCGAAGCACAACUUCACUCAAACGAGAGCAUCAUGCUGAAGUUUGCAGUGAUUUUCUGUCUGAUUGUGGCAGUUGCCGUUCAGGCGGAGCCCAAGAGAAAAGAUCCAAGAAAUGGAAAGAUAGGAGGAGGCCCAUCUGAAGGUGGACCUGAAGGCAAACCAAAGAUGGAAGCCUUGAUGAAAAUUUUCGAUGCUGAACCCCGUGCAUGUAACCCUAUGUUCCUGAUCAAUGCAAAGGACUGCGCCAACGUCCCGGUCGUCUUCUCGAAAGACUUGUUCGGCAAGUGUGGAGGUCAUCCAAAACAUGGGCCUAAAAAGGAAGGACGUCGCAGGGCCAGAGAUGCAGGUAGCAGAGGUGGUCCUGGUGGCAGCGAGGAAGGUAAGAAUCGCGGCCAAGAAAUCAGUCCAUUGUGCGUUGCUCAGUGCGUCCUCAACAUAACCAAUCACCUCGACGCGAACGGAAUCAUCAAUCUCGAUGCCAUCAAAGCGAGCUAUGCUCAACAGACAGCCAACUCGACUGAGUGGGCCAAAAUUGCACAGGACGCCAUCACCGCUUGCAUGGACAAUGUAACGAAUCAACCACCUAUUUACGCCAACUCGAGCGCAAACAACACUCAGAAGUGCAGUGACAAGCCCAUUCGUUUCAUCACUUGCAUCCAGAGGCAGUUUGUCCUGAAUGCUCCACCAGGCGAGCAGGUAGCUACUACUCCAUCAAGCCAGCCAAAACUAGGACCACCACUGCCGACCUGCGAAGAGAGGAAGACAAAACUGCAAAAUUGCGACCCGAACUUCAUCAUCCAGUUGCCUAAGGGAAAGAAUGGCAAGCUGGAGCAAGGUGGAAAAGGUGCAAAGGGAAGAGGCGCCGGUGCUAAGAAACUGAAAGUCAAGGACGGAAAACGCAACCAAAGAAAUUAGAAUUCGAAUAAAGCAAAAAUGCUUGAACCUUAGCCCAAUAUGUCAAUGGGUUUCACAGUUA
Molecule: messenger RNA, 1043 nt
Organism: Cloeon dipterum
Lineage: Eukaryota; Metazoa; Arthropoda; Insecta; Ephemeroptera; Baetidae
Exons: 8
Coding region: 101-982 (293 amino acids)
Molecular function (GO): odorant binding
Source: RefSeq, a predicted model, not a curated record